Cercocebus atys (sooty mangabey) is the source of this 1441-nucleotide messenger RNA. It is a transcript of the gene TTC9C, whose product is annotated as tetratricopeptide repeat domain 9C. The record is from RefSeq and is a predicted model, not a curated record. Gene Ontology annotation, molecular function: protein binding. The transcript has 3 exons. Bases 676 to 1191 code for a protein of 171 amino acids. Lineage: Eukaryota; Metazoa; Chordata; Mammalia; Primates; Cercopithecidae.
UCUGACGUGCUCCCGCCGGUACACCGAAGCCUGGGAGAGUUCCAGGCUUGGGCAUCUGCUGAGGGCGAGGAACUGGUCGCGGCGCUGGGUGGGCUUGCAGCUGUGACGCUUAUGUGGACACCUCAGUCUCCCUUGGUGGUGGUUCACCUCGGUUUCCCAGUUUAUAUUACUGACGUCAACAGAUAAAUGAUUGCUGAAUAAGGAAGAAGAGUUGGAAUUGCUUCAAGCCUCCGAACUUUUAGCACUAGUCCCACCCACUCCCUUCUACUUCCAGGUCGGGGGGCGGGUCCGAAAGAAAGGCGGAAGCCAGUGUGCCCGGCGGUCUCACGCCCGUAACAAUUUCUGAGUAGGGCGUCGCUUGAGUUUUUCGGAAAGUCUCCACACCCCCCGCCCCCAUCGUCUUUUUAGGAAGUCCCUUAAUGUUUGGGUUCAUUAUUCCCACAUCCCCUUCCUAACUACUUGCCUGCACUUCUGGAGAAAAAGACUGCAGAAAGGAGAGGUGGGGCUGUGAGUAGCAACAAGCAAACCGCAGGUCCCUGUUGGGGGACCCUCCAGGAAGAAGAGUAAUUUCCUGCCUUCUUGAAUUGGCUACUACAGUCAAUUAUUUUGUUCCCAACCCUAGAGCUUCAAUUGCUCCUUCACUUAGCAAUUUCCCAAGAACCCUGGGCGACAGUUAUGGAGAAGCGUCUGCAGGAGGCUCAGCUGUACAAGGAGGAAGGGAACCAGCGCUACCGGGAAGGGAAGUACCGAGAUGCUGUGAGUAGGUACCAUCGAGCUCUGCUUCAGCUGCGGGGUCUGGAUCCGAGUCUGCCCUCUCCAUUACCUAAUCUCGGACCUCAGGGCCCGGCCCUCACGCCUGAACAAGAAAACAUACUGCAUACCACCCAGACUGACUGCUACAACAAUCUAGCUGCCUGUCUCCUUCAGAUGGAGCCCGUGAACUACGAACGAGUGAGAGAAUAUAGUCAGAAAGUCCUGGAACGACAGCCUGAUAAUGCCAAGGCCUUGUAUCGGGCCGGAGUGGCCUUUUUCCAUCUGCAGGACUAUGACCAGGCCCGCCACUACCUCCUGGCUGCCGUCAAUAGGCAGCCUAAAGAUGCCAACGUCCGGCGGUACCUCCAGCUGACACAGUCAGAACUCAGCAGCUACCAUAGAAAAGAGAAGCAGCUCUACCUGGGCAUGUUUGGUUAACAAAGAAGAAAGAUGCUCCUCCAGUUGAACUUAGGUGGACCAUUAAACAUGCAUGAAGGAGAAACCUGACCCUCAGCAAGAUAAAUUAACCCUAUACCUCUGACCCAGGUGGAUUUUUGUUUCCAGUUCUGCACAAACUUUACUACUUAGACAGUCUGAGUCUUUUUCUGUCUAUCCUGUUUAUUUCUAUAGUGUUCAAUACAUGUUAUUGUUGGGGAUAUUUGCCUUGAGAAAUAUAAUCAGAAAAUAU